Limulus polyphemus (Atlantic horseshoe crab) is the source of this 6767-nucleotide messenger RNA. RefSeq names its product probable ubiquitin carboxyl-terminal hydrolase MINDY-4. The record is from RefSeq and is a predicted model, not a curated record. The transcript is spliced from 18 exons. Bases 628 to 2904 code for a protein of 758 amino acids. NCBI's taxonomy places the organism in Eukaryota, Metazoa, Arthropoda, Merostomata, Xiphosura, Limulidae. Gene Ontology annotation, biological process: protein K48-linked deubiquitination. Gene Ontology annotation, molecular function: K48-linked deubiquitinase activity; cysteine-type deubiquitinase activity.
CAUCACGUCGCUGUUUAACUUAGUAGUAAACAUGUUUUUAGGAAUACCGUGCUACUAACUCAGUAACUGGUAGUACAACAUUACGAGGUGGUCGAUGUCAUUGUGUAUUUUUAUUUUAAUAGUAGAUUAGCGACGUGUUCUGGUUCGGGAAGAUAAAUACUAUCAAGAUGUGGUGUGUAGGUUACCUUGUGAAUUAUUUACGGUACAUGGUGUAAAUUGAAAUCACGUGUACUGAUUACUGUGGCACUGGCAGUGGAAGAUUUCCUUUUUAGUAGUUUAAACAUUGUUUAAUUAACUAAACUUUAAACUUCAAUUGAAUUUGAACUUUGACUUGUAAGUUUUAGAGAGUACAUAAUUAAUAGAUUGUACUAGUGCUAUAUAUGUAGUGACUACUACUAGUACUAGAUGAAACUGUUGACAGUGUUGUUACUGUUACUAGUGUGAAUACUGUGUAACGAAGUGUGUUUGUGCACAUCGAGGUUCGACGUUGGCAUUAAAAGACAAACAUCGUUAUUUAGAAGUCAGACCGUACUUUGAAGUUUGUGAUAAUUAUUAUAGCAGGAAACACGCACACACACACAUUAGGUGUAUAGAGUACAACAACAGUUGAGAACAUUCUCUGAAAAUAUGCCGGUCGAAGGAGGGGAGACGAAUAAAGACAACAGACCUCCUGUUCAUCUUGGUCACAACUAUGUUGAAAGUGUAGCUACUUCACUGGUCCGAGAAUUUCUGGCUCGAAAGAGUUUGAGUUCAACCUUAGAAGUGAUGGACCAAGAACUACCUCGUGACUCUGAAAGUAUCUCCAAUCGUGCAGUUUUAAUUCAUGAGCUACAUCUUGAGAAACUUGUGUUUAAGAACAAGAGCUGUUCAUCAUCCUUCAGAACAUUGAUAGAACUCAUUACAAAAGAAUUGUUAGAGAAAGCCUUCAAGCAUAAAACUUCCUCUAAAAUAAUGGCUGAUAAGUUAUCUCCAUCUCAUUUAGUCAAUGGUUUUAACUCAAGAACUGUUAGUGUUGACACGGGAGAAAUAAAUGAUGUUCCAUUUGCAAAACCAAAGACUUCUAAGAAAGAAAAAGAGGUUGAUAGCAAGAAACCAAAUGGAAAUCAUGCAACAAGAGUUGAUGAUUGUGGCAAACAUAACUGUCUAGAUGAUAACAAAACAAGAAAUAUGUGGAGAAACCAUAAUGGGACUAUUUCUCGACUAGAUCAAACAGCAAGAGAGAGAUAUCAUUCUUCAGUUGUUGAUGUUUCAGUUGAAAAUGUCUUAAAUGACGAUGAUCCUAUUGAUAUUUAUGAUUGUGGCCAUUCCCGUGUUGAGGAAUGGUUAAGCAUCAGUAGUGGAAACAAUGUAGAUCACAAUCAGAUAGAUGUAGUUGAGACCGUUGUAAAACCAUCUACUCUUCCUCGUACAUCAGGACAAAAAGUUUUGUCAUCUUCAAAGAAAUUAGACUGUGGUCCUGUUGUUAGUAGCACUGACCAUAUGUUGUCGAAAAGGUUGUCAGGCAAUGAUAUUGGAAUACCACGACCACACCUGCUUCCAUCAUUUAAAUUGGACUCCCAAGAGGAAAUUGAAAUAAAACCUAUAGUUUCUUCUUCUUCUACUUUUGUUAAGUUUGAGCAACCAUCUGAAGAUCUCAUUCUUCACAAAUCUAAUAAAGAAAGACUAAGGAAACACAGAAUUCCUUCUACUUCAACUGAGCAUGAUAAGGUGAUUCAAGAGCUCAGACAGAGGGUGGGUGACUUAGAAGUGCAAGAUCUUAGUGACACAGAAAUGGAAGAAGUGUUUGUUGCUCCAGUCAGUACAGUAGUAAAAAAGUCACCACAUACCAGGACAUUUAGGUCGAUUACAUUAUCUGAAGCCAUGAACUUGAAAAAGAUUAUUUUAGGGUCUCCAUUCCGAAACUUUAACUUAGAGUGGCAGCACCAGAAUUUUACUUUUUGCAACUAUCAAGAUGUGAUGUAUGGACUCGUGCAAAAGAAGGGUGGUCCAUGUGGAGUUGUGGCUGCAGUUCAAGCUUAUGUUAUUCUUCAUCUAGUGUUUGGUGAUAAACCAUCAUGCUUAAAAGAUGGAAGAUUACGACCAAGCAGACGUGAGAGGAAUCGUGCAUUAGCCUUGGCCAUAGCUUCAAUAUUAUGGAAAGCUGGAGAAAAAAAAAGAGCUGUUGUUGCUGUAUUGUCAGGGAGAACAGUUUUAGAUACUUGUGGAAAACUGAAAACCGAUGGAAUUAUAGAGAAGCUACUACUGAAGAGUUUUGAUUAUUAUGAAGAUUUGGUAAACUACCUUUGUGGGCGAACAGAAGAUCUGCAGUCUGACAAUUCAAGUAGUUGUAUCACUUUCCUAUACUCUGCCAUUUUAUCCCGAGGCAUUGACAGAGUUCUGAAAGACAUGGAUGAUCCACACUCCACAUUAAUUGGAAGACAUGGGUAUUGUACACAGGAGAUGGUAAACUUGUUUCUUAUUGGAAAGGCUGUGUCCAAUGUUUUUGAUGGAAUGGUGGAACUGGGCACAGCUGAUAAGGAUAAAACAAUCCUUCAUGGGAUUCCAGAAACAAGUGACAUAGGUUUUCUCUCCCUGUUUGAACAUUAUCAGUCUUGUGAGGUAGGAUCUCACUACAAGAACCCUCUAAAUCCUAUCUGGAUUGUUCUCAGUGAAAGCCACUUUUCUGUACUUUUUGCCACUUACAAAGGGGCACUUUCGGUAGACUUGGAAGGUUUCCUCUUUGACUUGUUUUACUAUGAUGGACUGGCUAGACAGGAUGAAGAAAUUUGUUUAACAAUAGAUCCAAAGGGAAAUGUAGUUCACGAACCGGAUGAUGUGGACUUGGUGCCUCCAUUAGAACUAUGUAUACAAACCAGGUGGAAAGGAGCUGCUGUAGACUGGAACAACACAGAACCAAUCUUGUAACUAAGACCACCUAUUCGUGGGUCACAGAAUUACCAUUAAGAAUUCACAUUUCACAUUGUGUGGUUCAGAGUUGCUGUUGAGAAUUAAAUGUUGUCCAAUGUACUUAAUUAAUAUAUUCAAAAGCAAAUACUUUUUAACCCUCUAAUGACCUGCAUAUAAAAUUUUUAAAUUUAAGGUUCCCUUGGUGGUUCACAGUAAGUUGGAGAGUUUAUAAUGCUAAAAAAGUGGGUUUAGAUACCUGCAGUGAGAAAAGCACAGAUAGCUCAUUGUGUAACUUUGUGCUUAACAAAAACAAGUCAAAUCAAAAUUUAAGUAGAAGUAGUGAUUCUAAGUUUGAUUCAAUAACUUUUAACUCAAAAAUAUGUUAGAGGUGAUGUUUUAUCAUAUACAUUUAGUGUAAUUUGCAAAGAAAGAAAAAAGAGAUGUUCCAUUUCUAUGCAACAUUAAGGCAUUUAUCAAUUUUUUAUUUUUCUGCCCUUCCCAAAGUACAAGUUUAUAUUUGCUAAAAAAAUGAUCUUCACUUAAUACUAUAGUUAUCCAUUAUCUUUUUUUCUAACCUGAAUUUUCUUUCUCUGUUAGUGGUUUUACUACUAUAGCCCUUUAUUCCCACCAUUUUAUGAUGUCACAGAAUUAAAUGUGGUCUGAACAAUUUCUAAUGAAAUACGUCCUUAAAAAUAUCUAUAGGCAACACUUACAUAUGAUCGGAUAGAGCAGAUUAUAAAAUAUUUACACCAGUGUAGAGUAGAUGAAGUGGUUUUUUAAGAGUUAAUAGUUCCUUGAUAAAGUGACUAACUGGAGCUUCUGUAGAAGUUGAACAAGGGUGUUCAGUGGGAAGUUUAGAAGAAUUCAGAACAAACCACAGAUCUGGGAAUUUUCUACUUUUUUUUCUUUACAUUCUUGUUAUUUCUUAAAAUGGUUAAUUAUACCUCUAUGAAAGCUUCAGACAUUUUCUUCCGUGAGAAGAUAUCUGGUAAGCUAGUUAGGUUUAAUGAGUACAGUAGGCAAUGGCAAAGUAUUCUGAUGAUUCAAAUCCUUAUUUAUUAAAUAUUAUUGUUAGAUUUAUCAAAUUUGAACAACACACCCAAAUAAAAGAAUUUAUUAUUGAUUGAAAGAAACUAUUUAUUACAUAAAAAUUGAUCCCAACGAAGAAUAUUGUUAGCAAAAAUCAUGGUAUCUGACUUGACAAAAGUAAUGGUGAUACUAUUUUUGAAAAGUCAGAUCUUCAGUGAUGGAUAGGUUUUUGUCAGUAUUUGCCAUGUUUUUAUGAUUUAUAGCCUGAAGUGCUGAUGACUGCAAUUGACAAAGUAUAAAAAAUGUUAAUGAAUAUCAAUCAAGUUGAAACUGACUAGAUAUAUAAAGUGAAACCUCCUUAACAACAAUAUUAAAAAUUUAAAUUCUAAGAUAAAAGGAAGUAUUUGUGAUACUUUUCAAAAUAAUGCUUCACAAUAAAAUUUUAAUGAUAGUCAUGUUUAUUCAAAAUAUAAGAAUUGUUAAUUUCUAAAACUAGACACUAUUUAGAAAGAUUAUAAAAAAUAUCAUGCAAUAUGGUUAAGAAUUUCUUUGUGAGGAGGAAAACAAUCAAGGGUUAUCAGUGUCACCCCUCCAGUCCAGAAAAGUGGGGCACAUGUAGUUAACUUUAAUUACUAUAGGAUGUUCAAGUAGAAAUCAAUAAAAGUGUUUUAUUAUAACCAAAGAACAAUAAAAACAUUAUCGUUUUGUUAUGAAAAAUACAUGUACCAUAAAAAUUUGUAGUGAACCACUAUUUAAAGAAAAAAAUUAUGCUAACUAAUUCUACAACUCUUAACCUAAUUGCAAAACAUUAUUACACUCUAGAACUAAAAGUUCACAAUUUUUAGAAGGUAACAAGUUGUAAAUAAACUUGGCUGCGUCUGAAUAUUAGAUGUUGCAAACAUGUAUGUUUUCAUCUAGAUCAUUUUUAUAUUUUAUAUAUUUCCAUCACCUUUCACUAUUUAUUGUUUUUAAGAUGCAUUAGAGCAAUAGUAUCUUGUAUUUUUCUCUAUAUGUAACUUUAUUGAGAAGUAGGAUGUUUUGCUAAUUUUAAAUUUCAACUAUAGCAUGAACAGUUUUCAAAGCUUACUGAGUUUGAAUUUCAGUAUUCAGUCAAAAGGAUGAUGAUUGAACUUAAUUAAAAGUAAAGAAACUGUAAUCAUUGUGUGUUAUACUAAGGAAAGAUGAUACAGUUUUUAAUACAAAAAUUCUAAAUGGCAACAUUGCUUGUUGUACAGUAAUAUUUUUAUAAUGUACAGAUGGGUUUGUAACUAAACUAAUGAAAUGUGCAUGUAAAACUUUUGACUUAAACCAAUAGUUGCAGUAGUAUGUUGAGACUUUAUAGAGCGGCACUUCUCCAAAAUUAUGUGCACAAGAUACACUGAUGCCAGUCAGAUGGUUAGGUUCUACUAGCAUAAAGUUAGUUGCUUGUAGGGGUAAAAAAUACUCAGAACUUCUUACUUUCAUCCACCUUCAUGAAACAAAUUGGGGUGUAGAAUCUUGAAGACAAGAAGAGGAGAACAAAAAUUAAAGCACAAGAUUAAGAAUCUUCAAAUGGCUUGUAUGAAAGACAUAUAAUCUGUAGUAAAAGUGUGGUGUAGACGUAAAAAUACUAGUCUAAAGAUAUAGAGAAAAGAGUUUGAAUACAAAGAAAUAGAAUUUAUUUAAAAAAGACGUUAAGGCUUACUGUGCUUGGUUUAAUGUAAUAGAAGAAAAAAUAGAAUAAAGUAAUUGUAAUGGAACGAAUAAUCUAUAGAUUUAUAAAACGAUGGUACAUGUACUACAACAGUAGUGAAUAGGAAAAUUCUGAAGUACAAGAGAAAAUAUAGAACAAAAAGAGCAGUGGUGAUGAUUGAAAUGAAAACGUUAGUUGUCAAGUGUAAUCUUCAUGCCAAGUUGUAGCUAAGCAACUCGUGUACAACACAAUGGUAGAAGACUGAGUAGUAACCUUAAACAUAGAAGAACCUGACUAAAGGAUAUAAUAAGAUCCAGCUUGUAAAUAUAAUUGUUAAGAACUUGUGACCAAAAGUAAGCUAGCCAUAUAAAUCAGUAGUCUUCAAUUAGUUGGAAAAUUUUCAUAUCCUUAAUGAUAAUUAUGUAAAUGUGAAAAUCACUGCUUCUAACAAAAGCACUAAUCUGUCAAAAAAAAAAGACAUUACAUGUGCUGAAAUUAAAAAUCCAGUGAUAUCAUAAGAAAUGCAUUCCAAAAGUGACAGAAAUGUUAAAUCAAGCAUUUAAGUGGUAUAAGCAUAGGUACUUGCCCCAAGGAGACUACAGAAAAAUAUCUUGGAAGAUCAGAACCUACAACUAUAAACCUCAGAAAAUUUCAAAAGAUGGGAUCUUAACAGUGGGUCAGUUACAUGUAGUGUACAAGGACAUAAUGAAAUAAGAUAUUUUGCAGCAAGUUAUAAUGUGUCUGUAAUGAGUGAGGAAGGUUACAUGUAUCGAAAAUUAGCCAAUUAUAAGCAUAUUUGAGAAGGAAUUCUGUGUUUACAUGUAAAGCCAGAAGAAUGGAAUAAUUUGUUAUGUAUACAAUAUUGUAAUUUAUUUAUUAAUUAAAGUAAAUAUUUUUCUAAACAAAUAUAAACUUAAUAUAGACUUAAUAGGUAUAUCUUGUACUUAGACCAUUUUUAAGGUUUGGGGAAAUUGAGGGCUGUAGGUUUCUCACUGCUAUAAUAUAAUAAAGUUUAAAAAUUACAGAUAUGAAAAUGUUUGCACUACUUUAACAUGUUAAUCUUUCUUGUGCUAGGCUCAUCAUCUCAUUUUAACUUUAAAUUCUUUUUUCACAACUUCUUAUGUUUCCGAAAAUCUUGGGUAGCAAAAUAAUAAUAAAGUAUUUCCAUUAUCUACAUAAA